Molecule: messenger RNA, 540 nt
Organism: Rhagoletis pomonella (apple maggot)
Lineage: Eukaryota; Metazoa; Arthropoda; Insecta; Diptera; Tephritidae
Exons: 2
Coding region: 88-465 (125 amino acids)
Biological process (GO): hemocyte migration
Source: RefSeq, a predicted model, not a curated record
CAGGUUCGCAGUAUCAACGAAAAUCGUGGCGCGGUCGAACGUCUAACAUUUAAUAACCACACCGAAUGUCACUGUGUAGAAAAAUCUAUGCAACAGGCGGAGGAGUAUUAUCAUCUGCCACUCUACGGUAUAUCGUUCGGUGGAGAGACACUCCGAAGAGCUACCAUUUUCAACUGUAACUGUCCCAAGUUGUACGAAAAAAUUUUGCAGGAGGACGAUUUCUGCCGAUGUGACUGCUCUUCCGGUAACACCGGUUGUGAUUGGCUCAAGAGGGGCAUGGAGCAUUUCUCGAUGAUUGAUCGGAAAUGCAUAUCCGAAGGACGUUGCAAGGCGCCUACAUGUGUGCAUGGGACCUAUAUCAAAAAGUACGGACGAUGUCCCAAACGGGAGGAGCAAUUUUCGACGUCAUUGUCUUCCCCAGAGACGUUGAAAAACAAUGCGUUUCUGCCCAUUAAUUACCAUUGAAUUGAAUUAUUAAUACUAUAUAUUUUUUAGCGCAACUAAAAUUAAGUAUUAAUAAAAACGUUUAAAUAGAAGUAG